GCUCCGUUGCCGGCUUCCCGAGCAAGAAAAGUGACGGCCGCGAAAUGGACAUCAUAAUCGCCGACGGCGGCGGAGAGGAGCUGAAUACUUUCGAAGAAGCUGAUUCUGUUACAGUGAUCAGUCUCGGCAAUCAGAAACCAUUCAUAUCCUCUUCUCCUCCUCCCUCACCGUCAAUUUCCUCGUCCUCGAUCUCCUCCACAUCGGAGAGUGUCCUCGCCGUUUCAUCAUCUGAGCCGGUGAUUGAUUCUCGAUCCAACGGUGAGGAGGAGGAGGAGGACUUUGACUGGGUGGCUGUAGAAAGAGAGGCUGUAAAAAGAGAGGCUGAUGUAAUUAAGGAUAAAGCUCCGGAAAUUGACGAAGUUGAGAAUGCUUUCUCUGCGCUUCAACUGAUGUUCGAUGAUGAUGAUAAAGACCAAGUUUCAGAGUCGGAGUUUGUAGAUUGGAUUGAGCCUCCAUUGCAGCUCUACAAUACCAGACUUGUACAGCCUUAUAUGCUGGACAGAUUCUAUGACGCCUUUCAUAUGUUUCAGACCGACCCAUCAGUUCAGAGAAUGGUUAUGUCAUUGGCUUCAGACAGGGCUGUUUGGGACGCGGUGAUGAACAAUGAGGUUGUCCGAGAGCUCAUAACCAACGCUGAAGCGUCCAAAGAAGACUCUGUUUCAGAUGCGAGUUUCAUAAGGAGGUUGUUUGAGAGAAGUGCCAUCAAAAUCAUGGACGCAAUGGAGAGAGUCACAAAGUAUGUCACUGACCUCUUCAAUGCUGGUGUUCCUGGAGAUGAGACGGUUGUGUUAGCCACAGGUGCUGCACCAGUGAUGGAGAAGCUACAAUCAACGGUUCUGCUCACCGUCCUUGUCCUGCUUAUCGUUUUAGUAACUCGUGUCACAAGAGCUAGAUAGGAAGUUUUCACAAAGGAUUCAGUACACGAUACUGGCCAAACAAUGAUCUCACAUUUCAGGGCCUGCGUUACAAUUGUAAGUGCGAUCUCUGCAGCUGAAAACCGCGGCAGAAUUAUGGUGAUACAUGUGCUACUCUAAUGUAAUAAGAAAGCAGUAAUUUCAAGAACAAUGUACGUAUGUCAUUUGAAAUAUAAAGUUCA
Eutrema salsugineum is the source of this 1096-nucleotide messenger RNA. RefSeq lists its product as uncharacterized. Bases 45 to 896 code for a protein of 283 amino acids. Lineage: Eukaryota; Viridiplantae; Streptophyta; Magnoliopsida; Brassicales; Brassicaceae. The record is from RefSeq and is a predicted model, not a curated record. The transcript has 4 exons.